Mytilus trossulus (common blue mussel) is the source of this 908-nucleotide messenger RNA. RefSeq lists its product as uncharacterized. Lineage: Eukaryota; Metazoa; Mollusca; Bivalvia; Mytilida; Mytilidae. The transcript has 3 exons. Gene Ontology annotation, molecular function: protein binding. The coding region runs from base 1 to 627 and encodes 208 amino acids. The record is from RefSeq and is a predicted model, not a curated record.
AUGAAAACUGAAUAUAAAGCAGGAUACAUUUCAACAGGAUAUAAAGAAAUUCUAAAAGUAUUAUUGAAUGAUUUCCGAAAAAUUAAAGUCGAUCAAAAAAGUAAAGCUGGAUUUACUGCUUUGAUGAAGUCUGCUAUACAAGGACGUACAGCAUGUGCAAAACUGAUAUUAUUCGCAGGUGCUAACCCACGUCUCCGUGAUAACGGCAGGAAAUUAACAGCAGAGGAAUGGGCAAGGUUUACAAAUCGACAUGAAUGUGCUGAUGAAAUAGCUAAAUUUACCAAACUGAAACGUUGUCUCUUUGGUGGAAGUAAAAAAAAUCACAAAAGGUCAAAUAGUGAACCGGACUUAAUAAUAGCAGCAGAAAAAUGCAAAGAAUGCAAACCUAUACAAAGACAGAAAUCUAAAUCGUUCCGAAAGAAAGUAAAAAAAUUCAUUCCAUGGAGUAAUGACUCAUCUCCAUCACUGAAAGAUCAGAAUCCAUUUGAAAUUAUUGCAAGGUGCGUGUCAACACCCGUACUUCCUGGUGGCCUUGUCCCGACAGCGGCGCAACCUAGACUGAAACGACCCGUCAGUGUUGAUCAUAUCCCGAGAGUUGAAAUUACCUCACCUAUUGAAAAGGGUUAAUGCAAUGUAUGCUACAUACUUUUUUUACAUCGGAGUAUCGCCUAAUGAAUGAAAAAAAGAAACAGUUGGAACUGGUGGAUUUAUGAUUUUUGCAGGGGGAUGGAAAUUUCCGAAAAAAACUGAAUAUUUAUUUAAAAUUUUUUUGUGGACGAGUAUAUUCCCAAAAUUAUUAUACAUCAUAAGAAAUACUCCCGCUACGCACUAUCCAUUGAUCUGCCACUGACUUUGGUCAAAUAUUAUUACAUUGUAUAUGAUGACAUAUCACAAGCUAUUUGUCAGAU